This is a messenger RNA of Rotaria sp. Silwood2, 2376 nucleotides long. The record is from the annotation of a GenBank genome assembly. NCBI's taxonomy places the organism in Eukaryota, Metazoa, Rotifera, Eurotatoria, Philodinida, Philodinidae.
AUGGGUUGCGCUGCAUCGAAGCCAACAGUUACUUCUCUCAACCCUUCUCCAUCAAAGUCAGUAAAGUCAUCUUCGUCACCCACUGCUGCACACAUACUAUCAAAUUCUACCAUUACAAAACGAGAUCGUCACACAAAUGCACAAGACAUGGUGCAAAAUUUUUUGUUAAUUUGGCUCGAUGGAAAAAUCGAUGAAUUCAUCGACGAUUAUCGUAAUUCUAUCAAACAGUUACGACGGACUGUUAAUACCAUUGAGAUAUUCCGAGAUGUAGAUGAAUGCAUCGGAUACAUAUCACAACUUCAAAAUGAAAAGUCAUUUCUCAUUGUUUCUGGUGCUCUAUGUGAAAGUGUUGUGCCACGUAUUCAUGAUGUAGCUCAGGUGUAUUCAAUUUAUAUAUUUUGUCGAAAACAAUCAAAAUAUGAAGAAUGGGCGCUCAGUUGGUUCAAAGUGAAAGGUAUUUUCACAGAAAUUAAUUCGAUUUGUGACUCAGUUCGACAAUGUGCUAGACAGUGUGACGAAGAUUCGGUUGUGAUUAGUGGUCUUUCAUCAUUGAAUCAAAUCGAACCAUCGUUCAUGUACACGCAGCUCUUCAAAGAAAUUAUUCUUGAAAUCGAUUUCGAUGGCAGGAAAGAAAUCAACGAUUUAGUCGAGUAUGCUAGUGAAAAGUAUUCUGGUAACGUUGAAGACUUAGAAAUUAUCAAUGAGUUUGCCCGAAACUAUCGAGGCAAUGUCAACGAUGAUAACAAGCCCAUAUGGUGGUAUAGCCGCGAAUGUUUCACGUAUCACAUGCUCAACAAAGCUCUGGGUAUUCUGCAUAUCGAAACCUUGUUGAAAAUGGGCAUUUUCAUUCGUGAUCUCCAUCAAAAUAUCGAGAAACUUCAUACCGCACAAUCAAAUAAAAUGUCUAGUCAAACAGCAACAAUCAUAGUCUACCGAGGUAAAACCAUGAUCAAGAAAGAUUUUGAAAGCAAAAUCAAGCAAGAUGGACUCAUAUCGUUCAAUAACUUCCUAUCAACAAGUGACGAUCGAAAUAUUGCCAUUCGUUUUAUUCGAGAAGGGCUUAAAUUUAGCAACAACAACAACAAAAUCGGUGUUCUCUUCACAAUGACAAUUGAUCGAUCGAUUUCAUCUGCUCCGUUUGCUCGCAUCGACCAAAUUAGUUAUUUUCAGACAGAAAACGAAAUUCUCUUCUCAAUGAACACAGUUUUUCGCGUUCAACAAAUUAAAGAAAUUAAAGAUGGUGAAUUGAUGUUGUGGCAAGUGAAACUCACGCUCACUACUGACAGUGAUGACCAGCAGCUCAAUACUCUUACAAAACGAAUGCGAGAGGAGAUAACAGGAACAGGUUGGCAACGUAUGGGCUCUCUAUUGUGGAAACUCCGCGAGGAUGAUAAGGCGGAACAAGUGUACAGGAUGUUGCUCCAUCAAGCAUCCAAUGAGAGCGAUAGAGCAUACGGCUGUAACCAGCUUGGACUAAUCAAGUAUGAGCAAGGAGACUACAAUCUGGCGGUUGAAUUUCACGAAAAAGCACUCGGUAUCUGGCAAAAAACUCUCCCUCCGAACCAUCCAGAUUUGGCUAAUUCCUAUAAUAACCUCGGUUUGGUGAAUGAUAACAUGGGCCAGUAUUCGAAAGCACUAUCAUUUUACGAACGAACACUUGAAAUUAGACAAAACAUUCUUCCUGAAAAUCAUCCAGAUCUCGCGCAGUCCUACAACAACAUUGGUUUGGUAUAUGGAAACAUGGGUGAGUAUUCUAAGGCAAUUUUAUCGUACGGCAAAGCACUCGAUAUUUGGCAGAAAAGUCUCCCUCCGAAUCAUCCCUUGUUAGCUGUUUGCUGCAACAACAUUGGUUUGGCAUAUGAUAACGUCGGUCAGUAUUCCGAUGCUCUGUCAUUUUAUGAACGAGCGAUUCAAAUACGACUAAAAGUUUUACCUCAAAAUCAUCCAGAUUGUGCUCAAUCCUACAACAACAUUGGUUUAGUGUACGGUAACAUGGGCGAGUAUUCGACAGCACUUUCAUUUUACGAAAAAGCACUCGAUAUUUGGCAACAAACUCUCCCUCCGAACCAUCCCUUGGUAGCAGUUUGCUGUAACAACAUCGGUUUGGCGUACGGUAGCAUGAACGAAUACUCUAAGGCAUUGUCCUUUCACGAACGAGCACUUCAAAUACGACAAAACACUCUUGGUAAAAAUCAUCCAGAUUGUGCUCAAUCCUACAACAAUAUCGGCUUGGUGUAUGAUAACAUGGGUGAGUAUUCGAAAGCACUUUCAUUUUAUGACAAAGCAUUCGAUAUCUGGCAAAAAGCUCUUCCUCCAACACAUCGGUAUAUCGCACUGUCAAAACGAAAUAUUGAACUUGUGAAAGAGAAAAUGUAG